AAUCACAACAGGAGAGAAGUUAGAUCCUUGUGUCAUUUCCGUUUCAGAAAAGCUCCGGUGAGAAACUCCGCAGUACCUAAUCUUGUCUCUUACCAAUCAACCGGUAAAUUAAUACCAAAACGUUAGGUAUGCUGUAAUCAGAAGUGAUUAAUGUGUAAAGCUCUCUUCAAUGGGAAGAUUUUUAGUGAUUUUUGUAUGCUGUUUCUUAUUCUUCAUCUUAACCAACUCCACCACACCGGCUAUCAAUCCAAGACACUCCAUAAGAGAUGGUGAGACUCUACUUUCAGAUGGCGGAAGCUUCGAAUUAGGAUUUUUCAGUCCUGCAAAUUCGACAAACCGAUACUUGGGUUUAUGGUUUACGAAGUCUCCUCAGACGGUUUUUUGGGUAGCGAAUAGAGAAAAUCCACUUCCCAAUAGUUUGGGAGUCCUGAAUAUCACAAGCGAAGGGAUACUUAUCAUAUACAGUAGCACGAAAGAUAUUGUUUGGUCAUCGAAUUUGUCAAGAACUGCAGAGAAUCCAGUCGCAGAGCUCUUGGAGUCAGGAAAUCUUGUUGUAAGAGAAGAAAAUGAUAGCAAACCUGCCAACUUUCUGUGGCAGAGUUUUGACUAUCCUAGUGACACCUUGCUGCCAGGAAUGAAACUGGGAAUCAACUUCGUAACUCAGCUUGAAAGCUUUCUGUCAUCCUGGAAGAGCUCAGAAGAUCCUGCUCGAGGUGAAUUUUCUUUCCUUCUAGAUCCUAACGGGUAUCCGCAGCUUGUCUUGAAGAAGGGGAAUAAAACACAAGUUAGAAUUGGGUCAUGGAAUGGCUUACGUUUUGCUGCAGAAAUAAUUACGAAACCUGAUUCAAUUUCAACAGAUGAAUUUGUGCUCAACGAGAAGGAGGGAUAUUUCGUUUUUGGGAUCACAAGCUUAGGUUUUCCGAGGCUUACACUAGCUCCAUGGGGCAUUCCACAGCGCUCAAUAUGGAAUGAUCGAACACAUCAAUGGCAGUAUGUUGAAAUUGCCCAGCAUGAUAUAUGUGAAAACUAUUCUAUUUGCGGUCCAAAUGCAUACUGCCAGUUCAAUAAUUCUCCUAUAUGCGCAUGCCUGGAUGGAUUCAUGCCUAAGUCUCCACGAGAUUGGAAGUUGCCAAAUUGGUCAGGUGGGUGUGUUCGAAGGACUCCUUGCAGUGACAAAGAUCGCUUUCAAAAUUAUUCACGGAUGAAAUUGCCUGACACAUCUUCUUCCUGGUAUAAUAAAAGCACUGGUCUCGGGGAAUGUAAGGGAAUAUGUUUGAAGAACUGCUCCUGCACUGCAUAUGCAAAUUUAGAUAUCAGAGGAGGUGGAAGUGGCUGCCUGAUUUGGUUUGGUAGCCUCAUUGAUACAAGAAGGUCAAAUGGGGAUGGACAAGACCUUUAUGUCAGGAUUGCGGUUUCAGAAUUAGAAAAUGUUGAGAGAAAAAAACCUGUCGAUAAGAAGAAGCGAGCAGUAAUAAUUGCUAGCUCUGUCGUAUUGGUUCUAGGUUUGCUGAUACUAGUUGUCUCCUACACAAGGAAAACAUAUCUCAGAAAAAAUGACAACAGCGAAGAGAGGGAACAAGACAUGGAGUUACCUAUAUAUGAUUUGAACACGAUAGCACGUGCCACUAAUAAUUUCUCUAGCAUGAACAAGCUGGGAGAAGGCGGUUUUGGACCAGUAUUCAAGGGUACAUUGGUAGAUGGACAAGAAAUAGCAGUGAAAAGGCUCUCCAAAAGUUCUGGGCAAGGAAUGGACGAGUUCAAGAAUGAAGUUGUGUUAAUUGCUAAACUUCAGCACCGCAACCUUGUGAAGCUUCUCGGUUUUUGCAUCCAUAAAGAUGAAAAAAUGUUAAUCUAUGAAUACAUGCCAAACAAGAGCUUGGACUCCUUUAUUUUUGAUUUAACCAGAAAGAAAUUACUGAAUUGGACAAGGCGUGUCCACAUCGUUGGAGGAAUAGCCCGAGGGCUUGUUUAUCUUCACCAAGACUCUAGACUGAGGAUCAUUCAUAGAGACAUUAAAGCCAGCAACAUUUUACUGGAUAAUGAGCUAAACCCAAAAAUUUCAGAUUUUGGCCUUGCUCGAAUGUUUGGUGGAGAUCAAGUGGAGGCCAAUACUAAUAGGGUAGUUGGGACAUAUGGAUAUAUGUCUCCCGAGUACGCAUUAGAUGGACACUUCUCUGUGAAAUCGGAUGUCUUCAGUUUCGGUGUCCUAGUUCUGGAGAUCGUGAGUGGAAAGAAAAACAGGGGAUUUUGUCACCCAGACCAGAACCUUAACCUUCUUGGACAUGCAUGGAUUCUUUGGACCAAAGGAACACCAUUGGACCUGAUUGAUGAAGGUUUGAGUGAUUCGCGCAAUCUAGCUGAAGUUUUAAGUUGCAUUCAUGUGGCUUUAUUAUGUGUGCAACAGCGACUAGAAGAUAGACCAACCAUGUCGACUGUGGUUGUAAUGUUAGGCAGCGAGAAUCCAUUGCCUCAGCCUAAGCAGCCUGGUUUUUUUAUGGAAAAGAAUGCAUCUGAAAAGGACAGUUCAUCAAACAAGCAUGAAGCUCAUUCAUCAAAUGAGGCUAGUCUGACAUUAUUAGAGGCACGGUAGCCUAUCGUCGAUUGACAAUGGAGUUGAAGCUGGAAAAUUUCAUGCUUUCAGAUAUGCAGUGACAUCUGUUCCUGCUUUCUACCGUCACACCAUUCCAUGACAGAGUGAUUGGAGCUAAAUGAUUUCAAUAUUCGUCCUUCAUGUCUAUAGUUGUUUUGUUUGACAAGUCUUCCUGUAUUGCAAAGAGGAUUGCACAUUUGUUUUUUCGUCUUUUUUUUUUCAGUUCAUGCUUUGUCUAGUUAACUGCAUGUUAUCAGGUCAUUAUCAUAUAGGAUAACAGAAACCUUGUUGUUGUU
This is a messenger RNA of Populus euphratica (Euphrates poplar), 2886 nucleotides long. Its product is annotated as G-type lectin S-receptor-like serine/threonine-protein kinase At4g27290. The record is from RefSeq and is a predicted model, not a curated record. Lineage: Eukaryota; Viridiplantae; Streptophyta; Magnoliopsida; Malpighiales; Salicaceae. Gene Ontology annotation, molecular function: protein serine/threonine kinase activity; ATP binding. The coding region runs from base 170 to 2590 and encodes 806 amino acids. The transcript has 6 exons. Gene Ontology annotation, biological process: protein phosphorylation; recognition of pollen. Gene Ontology annotation, cellular component: plasma membrane.